Messenger RNA from Dicentrarchus labrax (European seabass), 2075 nucleotides. Its product is annotated as V-set domain-containing T-cell activation inhibitor 1-like. Lineage: Eukaryota; Metazoa; Chordata; Actinopteri; Moronidae. The record is from RefSeq and is a predicted model, not a curated record. The coding region runs from base 507 to 1121 and encodes 204 amino acids. The transcript has 9 exons.
AUUGAACCUUCUCAGUGUCUAAUUCCAGCUCAACUAUAUUGACUAAGCAUGUCAAGACUUAAUUUUAGGGUGAAUGAAGAUCUGAUGAAUAUCUGGAUAUGAUGUGGAGUCUAUACUUGUGAUGAGCUUAACCUCAUGACAGGAUAUGAUGAACUGGAGGAGGGCUGCAAUGUUUUGCACUGAUGAUUCCACCCUGGGUACCUGAAGGGGGCAGAAACCUGAAAAACAUCCCAGGUUAUGCUCACAGGUAUCAUAGGAGGGAGGGAGAGAGCAGAUGGAGUGUGAUUGACACAAACUCGGUGAGACUCUCAGUCCUUAUCCAGGGGAAUUUGACAUGAAGUUUCUUCUGGUGUUGAUGUGUCUCUGGCAGAUGAUGCUGGUGACACUGAUAUUGGCACGAAUGCUAUAAUUUACAUUGCUGGAGUCAUCAUUGCUGGAACUAUAAUUGGCUGUGUUGCUAUAUUACGAAGUCUCAUCGCAGAUGACAUCUUUAUCCAGUGGCCGAGAUGAAGUUGCUGCUGGUUCUGAUGUCCUCUCUCUCUCUGGUGGACGCUCCAGAGUCUGAUGUGAUUGGCUCACAUAACCCAGUUACAGUAACACUCGGUGAUAACGCCAUCCUGCCAUGUUACCUGGAGCCUCCAUUCGAUGUGAGGACUCUAACAGUGGAGUGGAAACGUGAUGAACAAUAUGUCCACGUCAGCCGACAUGGGAAGGACUAUCUAGAUGAUCAGGAUGAGAACUUCCGAGGUAGAACAUCUGUCUUCCAUGAAGAAAUGAUCUUUGGAAACAUUUCACUAAAACUGACCAACGUAACUGAACUGGAUGCUGGAAGUUACACCUGCUUUGUUCCUAAACUACAAAGUCAGGCCAGGAGAGGCUUCAUUAACCUCACUGUUGAGCCAGUGGAGCAGAAAAAUGACAAAGGAAGUCAGACCAAUAAUACCAACACAGAGCCAGGGAAUCAUGGUGUUCUUGGCGCUGUUGCUAUAACUGGCAUUUCUGUAGCAGUCUGUGCUCUCCUUGCUGUUGGUAUUGCUGCUGUAUUAUGGAUGAAAUAUGGAAAUCUCAGAGGACAAGAGAGAGAAUAUCUUCCAGCACAGAGGGACAAUGCUGGACUCUGAUGUCAAAAUGUGUUUUUUCUAAAGGUUCAUGCAGUCAGUACACAAUACAAUCAUGACUGAAGGUAUGUGUGAGGUUUUCAUUUGUAUUCACUGUAAACUGGAUGAUGAUAGCAGGUAACUCCUGUCUGAACUCAUGGUGGCGCUAUGGUCAUCAGCAAAAUCUCAGUACUGAGUGUGCAGUAAAUUUUGUCUCCUGUCAGUGUUUUACUUUUGACUUGAUGUUACUGCUGUGUAAGGCUGAGCUUAUUUUAACUACUCUAUACACAGUUGGGUAGUUUAAUCUACAGCAAUGCAUCAUAUUCUAUCAGAUCAUAACAUAGUUUAACAUAGUUUUCCUGUAAGGUUCUCACCUGUAAAAAAUCAGAAACAGCCUAUUUUCAAAUUUUACUUAUACUUGAGUAAAUGUACUUAGUUACAUUCCACCACUAGACACAUUACAGUAACAAUAAACAGCUGUCUGACCUGUGAUUACUGUCAGUAUGAGCAGUUACAUUAGGCUGUAUGUGUAAGAUAUUACAGGAUAAACAUUAAAUAGAGCUACACUGAGACGUAUCAAUGAAUUUAUUUAUUUUUCACUGUGAUCUGUAAAUACUGUAAAAACUUGUAAAUGUGUUUGUUGGUUGAAUAUAUUCUGAAAGGUUUAUGAACGAUGUCGACCUGAGGUACGUGUGCAAAUGAUUCCACUGGAUGUCAGUAAAUCCUUCACACUGGACCUUUAAUAGUGUGUUUGUAGUGCGCCUCAUGUUAUCUAGCUUCAUUUUCCACUUCAACAUCUAUUUUAAAAAGCACUAUACUGUAUAUAUAAAAUGGUUCUAGUUUUAUACCAGCAUGCUCAAAAUCACACAUGGAGGGUCAUUUUUAUAAACUGAAACAUCUGGACACUAAGAGACUGAAAUAUCAUCCUGAAACUGUGAUUGUUGUUUGUUUAUGAAAAUAAAUGUAUUUUUUAACUUG